ACCAAUCCUUAGUGUUAGUAUAUUCAAAAGAUUAUACACUUAUAUUUACAAAUACCUCCAGUAUUACAAUAAUCGAGCUGAUAUUUGAAUGCAGCUCAAUGGGGCUUUGUUUUUUUUGGGCCUCCAAGAGCCCCCUGGAGGACUAUCGUAGCAAUCAGUUAUUAGCCAGCAGCAUUUGCCGUCUAAUGUCCGCAGCCUCGUUUCUGUGAACCACGUGACGUGUGUUUACAUCCUCUCAGCUGUUCCUGGAGAAAAACAGCGCUGGCUGUUCAACGCCAAGAAAAUCUAUACAUAACUCAACAGUGCGCUCAAAAACACCAACUCUAAUGUGCAUCCAGUGUGUUUGGCUAGUGCAAAGCCUGAGAUUGAUUCAUGGCUUUAUAAAGAUCUUGCCAUAGCCGAGAAUGGUCUGAAGUGUGGGACAGACAUCACGACUGGGCAUCCCUGUGGAGAAUCGCUCCAGCACUUUCAUCUGGAUGUGUGGACCGGUCUAGUUACCCGUCUCUCACCUCCUCUGCAUUUUUUUUUUGUUUGUUUCUUUUACUUUUUUUUCCCUUGUUGGCUGUGUGAGGGGAACAUGGGGGGAGCAGUCAGUGCUGGCGAGGAUAACGACGAUUUGAUAGACAACCUGAAGGAAGCCCAGUACAUCCGCACAGACUGCGUCGAGCAGGCCUUUAGGGCCAUAGACCGUGGAGAUUACUACCUGGAGGGCUACAGAGACAAUGCCUACAAGGAUCUGGCGUGGAAGCACGGGAAUAUACAUCUCUCAGCGCCGUGUAUCUACUCCGAGGUGAUGGAAGCCCUGAAACUCCAGCAGGGUUUGUCUUUUCUUAACCUCGGCAGUGGCACAGGAUACCUGAGCACCAUGGUGGGCCUGAUCAUAGGUCCGUUUGGAGUAAAUCACGGUGUUGAGCUCCAUAAGGAUGUUGUGGAGUAUGCAAAAGAAAGACUCGACGACUUCAUUAAAAACAGCGACAGCUUUGACAGGUUUGAGUUCUGCGAACCACACUUUGUCGUGGGGAACUGUCUGGAGAUUUCGUCAGACAGUCACCAGUAUGACCGCAUAUACUGCGGAGCUGGAGUUCAGAAGGACCAUGAGAACUAUAUGAAAAUCCUGCUGAAAGUCGGAGGAAUUUUGGUCAUGCCAAUAGAGGAUCAGCUGACUCAGAUAAUUAGAACUGGUCAGAGCUCCUGGGAGAGUAAGAAUAUCCUGGCGGUGUCAUUUGCUCCUCUUGUUCAGCAGAACAGGACAGAAGGCUGCAAGGCUGAAGCUGUGGUACUCCCGGCUCUGACCGUGAGGAGUCUUCAGGACCUGGCGCGAAUCUACAUCCGCCGAACCCUCCGCAACCUGACCAACGACGAGAACCCCGGCCGCAACAACACGCAAAGACCGUCCCAGAAGCGCAAGCGCAGGCGCUGCCGCCGCCGUCGCCGCACCUACACCUACGUGUUCGUCGGGAACCAGCUGAUUCCUCAGGAGGACGAAUGCAUCGAGGAGGAGAGCAAAGAGGAGGAGCAGGAGAAAGACAUUGAGCUGAUCAAACCCGAGGAACCGCAGGUCAACCAUCUGAGAGACAAAAUCUUGAGUCUGCCGCUGCCCGAGUCGCUGAAGUCGUACCUGCUGUACUACCGCGAGAAAUAACUCGUCCCGUCUAAGUGUUAAUCUACGGUGGUGGUGGUGGUGGUUUCCUUCUCAGACUACUUCUGACCCUGAAUUUCAUAGUUGUUUUUUUUGAUAAUGUAGCAUAAUUUAAACAUUUAAAUGGGGUUGGGCUGCGUUUCCAAGAGACUUGAUUUGAUUGUGCUUGCUGUGUUUGUUCUAAUGACUCAUAACGUUGUAAUAUUCACAUUUUGAAUGUGAUUUUUCACUACAGAGGAGGAACUUUGUGGUUUGGAAGCUUCUUGCUCGCCUUGUUUGUAUUCAGAAGAGUUUGCUAAAUGUGACGGAAGAAUCGAUGAAGCUAUUUUUCACAGGCUUGUAUUGUAAGACCAGUAAUGACAGUUUUCUUUCUUUUUUUUAAUUGUAGGGAGAAUGAAAAACUCAAGUCAUUAUUUUGGGAUUGAUUUUUGCCUUCUUUGAUUCUCCGAACCUUCUGGAGUUUUCGCUGUUUAUGAUGCUAAUGCUUUCGGUAUCUCUUUGGACCGUUUUAGUGAAGUUCCAUCUAGAGAGGAUUGUUUUGGCCUGUGUUUUGCAUUUCUACUUUUUUUUUUUUUUUUACUUUCUAGUCACAUUUGUAAGUACCGAUAUUGAACUCUCUUAAUAGAUGAUAUAAUUUUUUUGGUUGUUUCUUUCGUCUGCGAGUCGUCCUGAAGACCUAACGCUCCACUUUCUGCUUGUGAUCAUAAAAUGUAAGAGACGUCACUGUUUGUGUCGGUUUGUAAUCGGUGAAUUCACACUGUUGUAACAACUUGUUUGCAAUAUAUUGUCAGCAUAAGAAAUCUGUGGCUUAAUUUCACUUAUUCAGUUGAUUGUUAAUGAUUUUGUUACACUGAAAUGGAAUCUUAAUAGAAUUUACAUCCUGUGUCAUGUUUGUCCCAUUUCCCAAAAAUACACAGAUUGAGAUAUUGGAAAAACACCCAAAAUAUUGUCUAUAAAUCAGAUAUAUAUAGUUCAACUCAUGUUUAGAAUCUGCUAAAUUUUUUUUUUUAAUUUAAAUAUUAAAAAUAAGAUGUUUUUAAGUACAGCUCUGAAGAAGCUAAAACAACUUAAUAUGCAAUAUAAACUUAAAAAUUCCUUAAUUUACACUUUAUUCAGUAGAUGCAUUUACAUUUCUUAAUAUUAUGUUUAUGGUUGUGCAGUUCGUCCCACAAAAGUCCUCCAGGUCCUGUAUGUUCUUUGGUUUCCCAGCAUGCUCUUCCUCACAAUGGCUAUUGGAUGUUGAGAUCCUGGCGAUUCAGGGCGAUUGAGGGACUGACAAAACCAUCAUACAGUCAUUGCCGCUAUAUUGUGCAGCUUCUUCAGGGCAGUACUGAAUAUUAUUAUUAUUAUUAUUAUUAUUUUGGUCCCCAAAAAAACACAGGUAUCUUUCGCCUGUUGAUGUAUUUAGCUUUGAUACGUUAGGACGUUAGGUUGGGAUGCAUUCAUUUUGAAUAGCUUUUGUUAUGCCACAGCUAUGAACCAAGCUAAAAAUUUGGAUACAUACAUAUUUUGGUUCAUUUUCCUUAAAGAAAAUGACUUAAUUUGGUCGAUUUUUAGAAGCACACUUGCAUAAAGCAAUGUUUUUUUUAAGCACCUUAAGUCAUUGCCUAUUUUCUAUUAUUUCUGAUGUGAUGGUAACAGGGAAACUAGAAUGUAAAGAUAUUAACCAAAAUGAUUCUUCAUAUUUGUCCUUACAGGUUAAGGUACAGUCUACAUACAAUAGAUAAACACCAGCACUAAUGUUUUUUUCAAUCCAGCAUUUAUAUAUUCAAAAUGACUCAAAAACUCAUAAAAAGACUGAGGUUCAUGUGUUUUGUUCUUGGUUUACACAUUUAAGUGUAAUACUUUAUUAAAUAUAAACUCUUACUACUAGGUUACGUUUCCCUCAUGAACAUAAAAAACAUUUAUGACAGAGAUACUGAGAGAACAAAUCAUAAGCCAUGCAGAUUCUACAUGUGUUCCGAGUCCUGAGAGGCUCUUGUAGUAAUUUUCACAAUUUUUUCAUAUUGCUUAACAAAAAACGUAAAACUUUUUAUGUGUUUUGGAUGUUCAUUUACAUGACAACGGCAUUUUGGGGGACUGAAAAUGCAAACUUUUGAAAUCGGGUUUCAAAGUGCAAGUUUUUGAAAACUAUACCGUUAUAUUUUCAGUGUAAACUACAAAACUGCAAAUUUGUACCAAAAAAAAAAUAAUAAUAAUAAUAAUAAAAAAAAAAUUAAAAAAAAAGGUGACGUCAUGCGCACAUGUAUUACACGUUCAGUCAAUAGGUGCGCAGCAUAUCUUUACCAAGUGACAUCGCCAACUACUGGCCUGGGAGCAGAAUACAGCGUUUUUGUGGAUCCCUGUGAACGGGAUCGUUUUGACAAAAUUGUUGUCGUCACACAUCGUUGUCAUGUAAACACACCCUAAAAUGUUUAAACCGGACCAUUGUCUCAAGGUUAGCGGAGCCUGGUGAAUCUGUCCGUUGAGUUUGUGGUUGUUAGAAGGUUGUAAGAACGUUCCAUGAGGUCUAAUUCCACAGCAUGUCUUACAGAUGGUCCCUGUCGAGACACACGAGUGUCUUUUUUUCAAGUGUAUCACUGACUGUAAUUUGAUGCUUUCAUUCUUUUCAUUAAAUAUAUUUAUAGCCAA
Molecule: messenger RNA, 4270 nt
Organism: Megalobrama amblycephala (Wuchang bream)
Lineage: Eukaryota; Metazoa; Chordata; Actinopteri; Cypriniformes; Xenocyprididae
Gene: pcmtd1
Product: protein-L-isoaspartate (D-aspartate) O-methyltransferase domain containing 1
Exons: 6
Coding region: 578-1642 (354 amino acids)
Biological process (GO): protein modification process
Cellular component (GO): cytoplasm
Molecular function (GO): protein-L-isoaspartate (D-aspartate) O-methyltransferase activity
Source: RefSeq, a predicted model, not a curated record